AUGUCUCCGCGGUUCGGUAAUCGGUCACCACUUCCUUCCCACGACCGGGCUCCAUCGCGGUCCUCGCGCUCGAGAUCUCGUGACUCGCGACCUCGCAGUGUUACCCGCAGUCCGUCUCCCGAUGCAGGUCGCCGUGACCGACGUACAAGAAGCCCCUCUCGAUCUCGAUCGCCUUCCCGUGAGCGCAGCAAAGGUGGCCGACGCUACCGCAGUCACAGCCGUAGCCGCACCCGCAGUCGGAGUUACAGUCGUUCGCCCAGUCGAGACUUAAGUCCCCCCGGAGCGCAAAGGUUGAUACAGAUUGUGGUUGAGAAAUUGACCAAGAAUGUGACCGAGGCUCACCUUCGAGAGAUAUUUGGCGACUUUGGCGAUAUCGAAAACCUUGAUCUCCCCAUGAACGGAGCCUUUAUGCAUAACCGCGGAACUGCCUAUAUCCUCUACUACGAUCCCGCCGAUGCUGAGGCAGCCAUUGCCCAUAUGCACGAAGCCCAGCUUGAUGGUGCUGUUCUGAACGUUUCCAUAAUUCUCCCCCGGCGCAACUUUUCACAAUCACCACCACCAGCUAUCCGCAAUGGAGGCCGACAGCCAAAAUUUGGCAAGGGUUCACAUGCGAAAUCUCCUCCGAGGAGACAGGGUCGUGCCCGGCCUGGCGAGAUGCAUGAUUCGUACCGACCGCCAUCUUUCUCACGAUCACGAUCACCCAGACCAAGAGGAAGCGCCCGUCCAGAAAGCCCUCAUCAGCACCGGCGCCGAAGUCCCAGCUACAGUAACUACAGCCACAGUGACCGGAGUCGCAGUCCUAGGAGGAGCCGGAGCCGGAAUCGACAUUAA
Penicillium verhagenii is the source of this 831-nucleotide messenger RNA. RefSeq names its product RNA-binding protein with serine-rich domain 1. Gene Ontology annotation, cellular component: ASAP complex; cytoplasm; nucleoplasm. The record is from RefSeq and is a predicted model, not a curated record. Gene Ontology annotation, molecular function: RNA binding. The coding region runs from base 1 to 831 and encodes 276 amino acids. NCBI's taxonomy places the organism in Eukaryota, Fungi, Ascomycota, Eurotiomycetes, Eurotiales, Aspergillaceae. The transcript has 3 exons. Gene Ontology annotation, biological process: mRNA splicing, via spliceosome.